AUGGCGCCCGCCCCACCUCGACCCGAGCUAGAUCGGGAUCGACCCCGCUGCGCCCCGACGACCGUGCCUCGCCGCCCGGUGCCGCUCGACGCCCUCGUCCACGACAACGCCAUUGCUAGCCCCCGCCGGACCGCUACCUACCCCGCCGCCCCGGCGAUGCCAGGCGCUCGCUGGACCUCGCCGGCGCCGCCCCAUCUUCUCCUCCCCGCCGGCCUCCUCGAGCCACGCCGACCAGGGCGACCGCACCGGACGCCAUCGCCUACGUCCACCCCGCCGCCGGAUCUCGUCGCCCCGCCGCACGUCGUCGCCGUCCUCCUCCCCACGGAUCGUCCUCGAGCCCACUGCCAUGCCCCUCCCGCUCCCCUGUGA
This is a messenger RNA of Aegilops tauschii subsp. strangulata, 369 nucleotides long. The record is from RefSeq and is a predicted model, not a curated record. NCBI's taxonomy places the organism in Eukaryota, Viridiplantae, Streptophyta, Magnoliopsida, Poales, Poaceae.